Molecule: messenger RNA, 573 nt
Organism: Musca vetustissima
Lineage: Eukaryota; Metazoa; Arthropoda; Insecta; Diptera; Muscidae
Product: lipase 1-like
Exons: 4
Biological process (GO): lipid metabolic process
Source: RefSeq, a predicted model, not a curated record
AUGUCAGGGCCCACCUUGCGAAAACGGGUGAGAAGCGAUUGGAUUCGCAAUCACAACUAUUCAUUGGAAAUACAUUACGUGGUAACCGAAGAUGGUUACAAUCUAACUCUACAUCGCCUGCCAAGACCGGGUUCAAGUCCCAUAUUACUGCUGCAUGGUUUGCUGACCUCUUCCCUGGCCUGGGUUAUAAUGGGACCGGGGAAAAGUUUGGCCUUUCAGUUGUUUAACAAUCAACAUGAUGUUUGGUUGGCCAAUUUACGAGGCUCAGCUUAUGGCCGCAAUCAUUCCCGCUUCACCAUCAAGGAUGCCGAAUUUUGGAGUUUCAGCUUCCACGAAUGGGGUCGUUACGAUCUGCCAGCCAUUGUUGACCACAUUCGCAAUGAAACAUCAUUUCAUCAAGUUUGGUUAAUUGCCCACUCCCAGGCUUUUAAUGCCAUUUUGGUAUUGUGCUCCCUGCUGCCACAGUAUAAUGAGCGUAUACAAUUUGUACAGGCUUUAGCACCAAUUGCCUCCUUGCGGAAUCAGGUUAAAUUCACGAAUGAUGAUGUGAGGAAAAUCUUUCGAUUUGUUAAG